Molecule: messenger RNA, 1739 nt
Organism: Penicillium crustosum
Lineage: Eukaryota; Fungi; Ascomycota; Eurotiomycetes; Eurotiales; Aspergillaceae
Product: TBP family protein
Exons: 5
Coding region: 568-1365 (265 amino acids)
Biological process (GO): DNA-templated transcription initiation
Molecular function (GO): RNA polymerase II general transcription initiation factor activity; DNA binding
Source: RefSeq, a predicted model, not a curated record
UUUGUCUCGGUCUUGGCGGAUCUUAUUUCGGAAAUUCUUCUUCCCUCCGCUCCUCUCAAAAAAGCCUCUUGAUUAUCAAAUCUUGAUAUCUGCCGGCUUUCUCUUACUAAUCAGAUCUAUCUCAAUCAGAUCUUUGAUUUAUCUCUGGAAAGACCCUUGAUUCUAUUUCUUUUAGGGAAAAAAAGGUUUUUUAGUCCACGGACCUAAUCACCAGAAGUCGAGCCUCAGGUUUCGCUUCACCACUCUCUCUUUUUUUCAGAUCGCGCAGAUAGACAAUCCCAUUUUCCAAAAAAAACAGCGCAAAAGAAACAUUUCGAAAGAAACCCCAAAAAAAGUUGCCGUCCUUUCGUCCAUAAUAUCGCCGUCGCGCUUAUCUUGAGAAAACACUUCAGUGUGAUUUUUUCUUGAUUCGUUCACCAGUCGACUGCGUUGGUUUCGUUGCCUACACUAUCUCGUGAUUGUCAUUCCGAGAGGUUACGUGCGAAUACCUCGUAGGGGGAUACAUUGAGUUGUCCAUCUCCCAGUUCCAUCUUUAUUUUUUUGUCACAACUCGAGUAUUCCAUCAAGAUGGAUUCUCUCACAACCCACCCUUCCAAUGCGCAGCAGGCUCGUGCCUUCACUGCUACAUCGUCGCUGUCUUUCCCUGGUGGCGCUGGGGAUCUGACCCCUCCCAACUCUGAGAAGGAGGCCAUGGCACAGGGUGCACAGGGCGGAAACGGUAUGAAUGGCCAGCAGGCCGGAGGAAAUGCCAUGCAUGGCACCGGGGUGACUCCCGCUUCUCCUGCAACCCCCGCCGCGACCCCUGGCGCGACCACCGGAAGCAGUGGCAUUGUCCCUACCUUGCAGAACAUCGUUGCUACUGUCAACCUUGACUGUCGCCUUGAUCUCAAGACCAUCGCACUGCACGCACGCAACGCCGAGUACAACCCAAAGCGUUUUGCUGCCGUGAUCAUGCGUAUCCGUGAACCCAAAACUACCGCUCUCAUCUUUGCCUCUGGUAAGAUGGUCGUUACUGGUGCCAAGUCCGAGGAUGAUUCGAAGCUGGCUUCGCGCAAGUAUGCGCGUAUUAUCCAGAAGCUUGGUUUCAACGCCAAGUUUACCGAUUUCAAGAUCCAGAAUAUCGUCGGCUCUUGCGACAUCAAGUUCCCCAUCCGUCUGGAGGGGUUGGCCUCUCGUCACCACAAUUUCAGUUCCUACGAGCCUGAGUUGUUCCCUGGUUUGAUCUACCGCAUGAUGAAGCCCAAGAUCGUUCUCUUGAUCUUCGUUAGUGGCAAGAUUGUCCUGACUGGCGCUAAAGUCCGUGAGGAGAUCUACCAGGCUUUCGAGCUGAUCUACCCUGUGCUUUCUGAUUUCCGCAAGGUCUAAGAAAGCUCCAAGGAGAUCACUCUGCAUUUCAAACCUGUAUUAACAUUGCUUUUUCCCUUUAUGAGGACAGCCCGCUUUGGUCUGCACCUCCCUUUUCCUUCGGUUCUUUACGACUCUUUUCAUGCAAGCAUAGUUGGGCGUUUUUAGCGAUUCGGAUGAUCCCCGGUUUUCCUCACACUUUCGCGUUCUUCCACACAAUUAGAUUGCUGCACACCGCAGUGAGGCGGUUGUGCGCCGGUCGGUGACUGCCUCGAUUUAAUCAUUUAUCAUUCUAUGGUUUCAUCUGUGGAGGAUUGCUUCUAUUCCCACGGGCCAAAAAAAAUUAAUGGUGACCUAAGGCAGUCUGUUAGAUUCAGUUCCGUCCUUUUUUUCCC